AUCGACAAAAUAAUUUCGGCAGAUUGUUGUGCUUUGAGCGGUGAAGAAUGGGCGCAUAGACGCCAGAUGUUCGGUUAGCCGACGUCUGUUGGCGGCACUGUAGCCGUUAUCACGUCUCCGCAGUGCCCACGACCGUUGGUAGAGUCCGCUAGGUGUCGCCACCGCCGUAGUCAUGUUUUCGUUUGUCGGUGGCGGUCCCCGUACGUGAGUGCGCGCGCGUGUUGUGCCGUAGUGAUUGUAUGUGUGUUUGUGUGUGUGUGUGCGUGUGUGAGUGUUAUAUACUCUAUAAUAUCCCUUAUGUCCCUUCCGCUCUUUAUCGUAAACAAAAUUAUCGGUUUUUUCCGCUGUCCCCGAAGUUGUACCAGGAACCGAACCAGAGAACAACAAUUAUUGCACACGGUCUGAUCACUGACAGCAACCCGUGUGCCCCGCGUAUUUGGAUUAUUGUGUGACGAACACAGACGGCUUAGUGCCGGUUACAUUUCAAACGAUACACGAAAUCGGAGCUUUGUGUCGAAGGGACCGCCGAGAUGUCUUAAUUACUUUGACACUGUUUCAGUGUGGUACACUUAUUUACUAAACGAUUCUUCAUUCGGCUGACGAUGUGUUCGAGCAGCUCUUGGCAAGCACUGGUCACCACAGUGUUGUUGGCCUGUUCAGCAGUCUGCGCGUUCCCUUCCGGCGCCAAUUUCUCCGCAUUUUCAUUUAUCCAAUACUUGACACAACCUCCGACGCUGACAGUGAAGCCGAGACCACAGCAGGCGAAGAGCAACGGUGUGGCGUCUUUUUACUGUGGCGCGCGCGGUGACCCUCGGCCAACUAUCUACUGGCGAAAGAACUUCAAAAAGGUAUCGACAUCGCUGAGCCGGUACGAGAUCGUUGACAAGGUAGUCGGCGAUAGUGAGACUGGUUCGGUGUUGCGAAUCGAGCCGACUCGGGCACCUCGGGACAAUGCAGUCUACGAAUGUUUUGCCGAGAAUGGCGUGGGUGACGCGGUUAGCGCAAACGCCAAGCUCGAAGUAUACGAUGAAAAAGAUUUGCCCGUCGGUUUUCCGGUGAUUACCGAGGGCCCGGGAACUCACAAAUCUAUUGAAGUGGGCCAUAACGCUGUGUUGCAAUGCACCGCCACUGGUACUCCGCAGCCAGCCAUCUAUUGGCUUCGAGAUAGUAUGCGACUGGACUUGGACACAAACCCGAGAUACUCGAUUCUCGACAAAGGAUUUCCAGGUGCUUUGCAAAUAAGUGACAGUCAAGAAACGGACCAAGGCAAAUAUGAAUGCGUGGCUGAGAACUCUGUGGGCACACAACAUGCUACGACUAUGCAACUGUGGGUCAGAGUUCGUCGAGUGCCGCCACAGUUUUCCAUCCCCCCGCCCACUAUGGAGAAGGUGAAAGUCGGUGAAAACAUCAGCAUACCCUGCGUAGCUGUCGGUUCGCCGAUGCCGUACGUAAAAUGGCGCAAAGGAAAGACAACCGAACUCUCGCCCGAAGACAAACUGCCUGUGGGACGGAACGUGUUGAACUUGACCAAUGUUGAGGUUUCAGAUAAUUACACGUGUAUAGCGGCUUCGUCUCUAGGCAUGAUUGAAGCGACGACUUUCAUUAAAGUCUUGACGCUGCCCAGUCCGCCAAUCGACGUCAAAGUGUCGGACGUGACGUCCACAUCUGUCAAACUGAGCUGGUCGCACCCCAACCCAGAUGAUAUUCAGUACUACACAAUAUCACACAAACCCAAAUCGGCAUCUCAGUCGCCGGGCGUUAUUAGCGGCGUGGUCACCAUGUACUACACGAUACGACCGCUGAGCCCUUAUACCCAAUACGAGUUCACCAUAUCGGCCGUCAACGGGUUCGGUCACGGGCCUCCGUCGCCGCCCAUCGUGGCCACCACCGGAGAGACAGCGGGCCUAUCUGCUUUUGGUGAAGGUGCAAAGCCUGGAUCCGCACCACGGAAUAUUCAAGUGCGUUUGCUCAGCUCGAGUACGAUGGUCAUACAAUGGGAAGAACCCGAGACGCCGAACGGUCAAGUGAUUCGGUAUAAGGUGUACUACACUGUGAAUCCGGACCAACAGUUAUCAUCGUGGAAUACUAUGGUAGUUGACAACAAUCAGCUGACCACCAUCAACGAACUGACACCUUUAUCCGUUUACACCAUUCGAGUGCAAGCAUUCACAAGCGUGGGACCUGGCCCUCUUUCUUCGCCAGUUCAGGUUAAAAUGCAACAAGGAGUGCCCAGUCAACCAAGAGACUUACGAGUGAAUGAAAUUGGCGAAACGUCUAUUGGACUCCAAUGGGCUAAACCCAAUCAAGUUGGCGAACAAAUUCUCAGCUAUGAACUCUACUGGAACGAUACAUAUGCCAAGGAAAAACAUCAUCGCCGCAUACCGGUGUCGGAGAAUUAUUCGUUGACCGGACUUUAUCCAAACACGCUAUACUACGUGUGGCUGGCGGCAAAAUCACAACGUGGUGAAGGAGCACCAACGCCGCCGAUCCAGGUCCGGACUAAACAAUACGUGCCCGAAGCGCCGCCGCAGAAUGUAACCGCUGAGGCCGUCAGCCCCACGUCGAUCUUGGUCCAGUGGCAGCCUCCUAUGUCCGAUCGGAGCAACGGCCAGAUAAUCUACUACAAGGUGAUGGCUGCAGAAAGCGGAAUGUCCGACUCGGAUGCCGCACCAUACCGGGUGGAAAACGUUACUGCAUACACGCUGGAAGGCCUGAAACGGUGGACCGAGUACAAGAUUUGGGUGCUGGCGGGCACGUCCGUCGGCGACGGCCCGUCCUCUUUCCCGAUAACGGUUCGCACCCGCGAAGACGAAUUGAAUAUGCCAGGACCUCCUACCGACGUCAAAGUGCUGCCCGUCAACUCGACGACAAUACACGUGCAGUGGCGACCGCCCACCGAAGAGGACCGUCACGGCAUCAUCAGAGGCUAUCACAUACACGUCCAAGAAGCCAAGCCCGAGGGCAACGCGUUGCUUAACGAACCUUUAAGAUUUGACGUUACGGAUGCACUGGAGAGCAACGUCACCGGCCUACAACCAGAUACCCUGUACGCGAUCCAAGUGGCGGCUAUAACUCGCAAAGGCGACGGCGAUCGCAGUUUUCCGGCAAAAAUCAAAACGCCGGGUGGUGUACCCGUCCGACCCGUCGUAAACCUCAAGGUUCUGGAACGAGAACCAAAAGUCAACAUCGAAUUAGAGUGGACCAGACCGACGAACACAUACGGCGAACUAUUAGGAUACAAAUUGCGUUACGGGAUCAGGGGACAAGAAAUGUUUGAGAUCAUGAUGACCGAAAACAAGAGGCGCAUCACCGAUUUAGAACGCGGCGUUGAGUACGAAUUUCACAUAUCCGGACAAAACCAAGUGGGCUUUGGCCAAGAAGCUACUGAGUACUUCAACACUCCCGAAGGCCCUCCUACUGGUCCGCCGAUAAACGUUUCGUACGAAUUUCAAACACCUGACGUUGUUUGUGUCGUGUGGGAUGAACCGUCUCGCGAACACCGUAACGGACAGAUUAUCCGUUACGACGUACAAUUUCACAAAAAGAUCGAUCAGUCUACCAUCACACAUAGAAAUACCACAUUGAAAAAGGCUGUAUUUUCUGGAUUAGAAGAAGCUACUGAAUAUGUUGUCACCGUUAGAGCGGUGACUGCUGAAGGUGAAGGGCCAUGGAGUCCACGUAUGACCAUAAACACUACCAGAGAAAUGGUUCGUGCUCCUAUGGGUGUUAAAGCCGUAGCAACAUCCGAUCAAAGUAUACAAGUGUGGUGGGAAGCUGUUCCAGUGCGAGUAAAAAUCAAUGGUUAUCGUAUUUACUAUACAAUGACAGCAGUAGAAGAUCUCAACCAAUGGAAUGUAAAAGAUGUCCCUGCCACUGAAUCUACAGAUCUUGCUAAUCUUGAAAAAUUGGCACAAUAUGCUAUAGCCGUAGCAGCCCGCAUCGAUAGUGGUUUUGGAAGACUGUCUGAAAAAAUCACUGUCAUUGUAAAACCAGACGAGGUACCAUUGAACUUGCGUGCAUCAGAUGUAAGCACACACAGUAUGACAUUAUCAUGGACACCGCCUAUAAAAUUAAAUCCAAUCGGGUACAAGAUCUCAUUUAAUGCAGUUAAAGAAUUCAGAGAUUCACAAGGUGUUACUCAGUUACAAAUGGUACCAACUCGAGUAAUAGAAUUGGACAAAUAUGUUUUGAGCCAUACAAUCGAUGAAUUAUCACCAUUUAUAAGCUAUGCUGUAAAUGUUAGUGCUGUACCGUCUGACCGUAGUUAUAGACCCCCUUCAAGAAUCACAGUUACCACUCAAAUGGCCGCUCCUCAACCAAUGGUUAAACCUGAUUUUUUCGGCGUCGUAAAUAUGCAGAAAAUACACGUUAUAUUACCUCAAGCAUCAGAAGAAUAUGGUCCAAUUUGUCAUUAUUAUGUAGUAGUUGUUCCAGAAAAUCCAGAUACUGCGCUUAUGAAUCCAGAUGAGUUUUUAAAUCAUAAACUUGUUGAAAUUUCCCAACAAGAGAUAUUAGCUGAGGGUGAGCCAUACAUUGCAGCUAAAUUUCCUCAUAGAACCAUACCGUGGACAUUUUAUCUAGGCAAUGGUGAAACAUAUGACGGAUUCCACAAUCGAAAACUUGACCAAAAUGUGAAGUACAGAAUCUUUGUUCGAGCAUUCGUUGACACCCCACAAAAACAUUUAUACACAUCAAGUCCAUUCUCUGAACCCAUAUCAUUAGAAAUGCGUGAGGUCGGCCCUGAAGAAGUACCUAAGCGACCUGAAUUACGAGAUAUGAACCUUCCUAGCAACACGGGUUCCAGUGGAACAUCAAAUGAUCAUGUUAGUGUCAGAAGCAGCGCCACUCCACCUGGACUUUUAUGGCUGGUUGGACCCGUAAUUGCCGCAAUAUUGCUGACUGCUGCACUAAUUUUAUUGUUUGUGGUUAAGAAGCGCCGCCGGCCGAGCAAGUACGGCGAGACGUCGGGCGUGACGAAACCGCUGAUCGGCAACUCGCACCCCAACAACGACCCGGUGGAACUGCGCCGGUUACAGUUCCAGACGCCGGCGAUGGUGUCGCACCCGCCGGUGCCCAUCAACUAUCUAGCGCAGCACAUCGACCUGCUGAAGGCCAACGACAACUUCAAGUUCUCACAGGAAUACGAAUCGAUCGAACCGGGCCAGCAGUUCACGUGGGACCACUCGAACAUGGACGUCAACAAGCCGAAGAACCGAUACGCGAACGUGAUCGCGUACGACCACUCGCGAGUGGUGCUGCAGCCGCUCCCUGACGGGCCGCCGGGCAGUGACUACAUAAACGCCAACUACUGCGACGGUUACCGCAAGCACAACGCAUACGUGGCCACGCAGGGCCCACUGCAGGAGACGGCCGGCGACUUUUGGCGCAUGUGCUGGGAGGUGCGCACGUCCACCAUCGUCAUGAUGACCAAGCUGGAAGAACGGACGCGGGUCAAGUGCGACCAGUACUGGCCGGCGCGCGGCUCGCAGACGUACGGACCAAUCACGGUGACGCUAGUCAGCGUCCAGGAGCUGGCCACGUACGUGGUCCGGUCGUUCCACCUCACCCGGACCGGCGACGUGGAGACGCGCGAGGUUAAGCAGCUGCAGUUCGGCGCGUGGCCCGACCACGGCGUGCCCGAUCACCCGGCACCGCUGCUGCAGUUCAUGAAGCGCGUGCGGGCCGUCAACCUGGUCGAGUCCGGCCCGGUGGUGGUGCACUGCAGCGCGGGCGUGGGCCGCACCGGUUGUUUUAUCGUCAUCGACGCCAUGCUGGAACGGGCCAAGAACGAGCACAGUGUCGACAUUUACGCGCACGUCACGUGCCUCAGAGCCCAGCGCAACUACAUGGUCCAGACCGAAGAACAAUAUAUAUUCAUACACGACGCUCUCUUGGAAGCCGUCACAUGCGGUGAAACCGAAGUGUCCGUGCGUAACUUGCCCAUGCACAUUCAACAGUUGUCACAGAUGGACGCCGGAACGACGGUCACCGGAAUGGAACUUGAAUUCAAGAAAUUAACAUUGGUCAAAAGCGAAUUCUGUCGAUUUGUCAGCGCCAGUCUGCCCGUGAACAAGCCGAAAAACCGUUUAGUGCACCUGUUGCCGUACGAGAACACUAGGGUGUGCUUGAGCGGCGGGUCGUCUCGAGGCCUGGAAGGAUCGGAUUACAUAAACGCCAACUUCAUAGACGGGUACCGGCAACGGGGAGCUUACAUCGCGACCCAGGGACCGCUGCAGAUCACCACCGACGAUUUCUGGCGCAUGUUGUGGGAACACAACUCCACUAUUGUGGUCAUGCUCACCAAACUGCACGAGUUGGGAAGGGAGAAGUGCUAUCAAUACUGGCCAUCCGAGCGAUCCGUCCGGUACGACACGUUCGUCGUCGAGCCCAUUACCGAAUACAACAUGCCGCAGUACAUUCUCAGAGAGUUCAAGGUAACCGACACGAUCGACAACGGUUCGCGGACCGUCAGACAAUUCCAGUUCACCGACUGGCCGGAGCAGGGCGUGCCCAAGUCGGCCGAAGGGUUCAUAGACUUUAUCGGACAGGUGCACAAGACGAAAGAGCAGUUCGGCCAAGAAGGUCCGAUCACCGUUCAUUGCAGUGGCGGCGUGGGAAGGACGGGCGUGUUCAUCUCACUGAGCAUCGUAUUGGAGCGGAUGCAAUGCGAGGGCGUAAUCGAUCUUUUCCAGACGAUCAGGAUUCUACGGACACAACGUCCGGCUAUGGUUCAAACGGAGGAACAGUACCAGUUCUGUUAUCAAGCGGCCCUCGAGUACUUGGGAUCGUUCGACCAGUAUUCCGACUGAGACAGGCCAGACGUGUUCACCUACACUGAGCACGCGGUUUGAGAAAAUAAUACAAUUUCGUUACGUUUACAACGCGCACGUGGACUACCGGAACGCCGCCGUCGCCGCCACAUAGACUAUUAUUAUUAUUAUUAUUAUUAUUACUAUUACAAUUAUUAUUAUUAUUAUUUUAGUCUGCUGUAUAUAUAUAUAUACACAUAAUGUAUGUAUAGUUAUAUAAUAGUCUUAAAAGCACUCGCACACGAGUUAGUGUUUGCAGUGUGUCCGUCUGUUGUCGUAAAAAUCUAGUCUCGAAACACAUCACAUACACACAAUAAUUCUCUCACACUAACUACGAUCGCACAUUCACACACGCGCGUAUCGCGUUUGGGGGGGGGGGCGGGGGUAUUAAACGCCUUUAUUAUGCCUCGCCGUGCGCGUGCUUUUCAUGUUGUAUUGAUAAUUAAUCGAAUAUUAUGCAAUGUACAGUACGCGUGAACGCGGUCGGCCGCUCCUUUUGUACUUAACAAUACCUAUCUACUGUCUCGAUACUCUUAUUCUACAUUGUGUCGUUUUCGUCUUGCCCGACUCGCGUAGCAGUGACAGCGACACCAUCACCUGUUCCCCGACCGUUGGCGAGAUCGCGGUGGCAAUUACUACUACCUACCUACAAUAUUAUAACGGUUAACUUUACCCCCUUAUAACGAUGCGGUACCGUCGUGCAACCGACUAUUACCGUUACGAUCUUAUUUUAGGCAUAAAUCGUUUUUUUUUUAUGUAUAAUGAAAUGUUAUAUACAAGUGUGUGUGUGUACUGUGUAUGUAUCGAAGUUUUUUCUAGGGAUCGUGUAUAGACCGAAAACAUUCGUAACGUGUAAAUUUAGACAAUUUUUAAACUCAUAGUGACUCGAUAUCGUUGUAUAAAAUCAAUCCAUCGACUGAUGUAUUUAAGGAUAAUACCUUUUUGUGUUCCACGGUUAAUUUUAUACUUAUAUAUUAUUUGUAAUAUUAUUAUUUUUAUUAUUAUUUUUUACUUUUUUAACUUCUAUUUAAGUUAGAUUUUAUUUUAUUAUUAUUAUUAAUCUGAGUUGGAGGUUACCGUUCUUCGUCCGACUUUUUUUUUUUUCGUCCUUUUGUACUACCCAUUUCUACUAUUAUUUUUAUAUGAAUAUUAUUUGUAUGCUUUUUUUAAUUAUUUAUUUUUUAUUUUAAUUUGUUAUCAUCCCCUCUCCCCACCCGGAGGAUAUUUUAACCGACAAUGAACAUCACUUUUGCGUUAAAUAUUUGUACUAAUUUUUUUUUUUUAAUUUUUGUAAAAAAAAAAAAAAACAAAAAAAGACAAUAUUAUACAAACGUGCCCGUCCUCGAGUAUAAGCGUGUUA
Molecule: messenger RNA, 8169 nt
Organism: Rhopalosiphum maidis (corn leaf aphid)
Lineage: Eukaryota; Metazoa; Arthropoda; Insecta; Hemiptera; Aphididae
Gene: Lar
Product: tyrosine-protein phosphatase Lar
Exons: 31
Coding region: 603-6809 (2068 amino acids)
Biological process (GO): protein dephosphorylation
Molecular function (GO): protein binding; protein tyrosine phosphatase activity
Source: RefSeq, a predicted model, not a curated record